UAUUGUUCCAGGAAGAAGGUCUGGGGAAAGCACUGAACUGCGUCAACAACUGUUUCUAUGACACUUUGGCAUUUCAGCGACUGUUCAACAUGGCAAGGAGCCACUGCUGAGUGAUUUAUGGCACUGUUCCUGGACGGGACUUUGUUAGGAAACAACAUGGACACAUCAAACUUUGCCCACGUCAUCUUCCAGAAUGUGGGGAAGAGUUACCUGCCCCAUGCUGCGCUGGAGUGUCACUAUACCCUGACGCAGUUCAUCAAACCACAUCCAAAGGACUGGGUUGGCAUAUUCAAGGUUGGUUGGAGCACAGCGAGGGACUAUUAUACAUUCUUGUGGUCGCCUCUCCCUGAGAACUAUGUGGAAGGCACCGCAGUCCACAGAACAGUGGUCUUUCAGGGAUAUUAUGUACCCAAUGACGACGGUGAAUUCUACCAGUUCUGUUAUGUGACACACAAAGGGGAGAUCCGGGGGGCCAGCACACCAUUCCAGUUUCGCGCCAACAGCCCCUCAGAAGACGAGCUGCUGACUGUGGAGGACGAAUGCAACUCUGACAUCCUGGUGGUCACCACCAAGGCUGGCUUCCUUGAGCAAAAGGUGGAAGAAGCCCAGAGAGAGAAAGAUGAGCUGCUUAAAAACAUGGCCCUCCUGCAGCAGGAGAAGGAGCAGCUGGAAGCAGAGAAAGAAAGUCUGCAGAAGGAGUGUGAGCAGGAGAAGGAGAUCUGUGCCCAGCUGAGAAGAGAAAACCAAGAGGUGCAGCAUUCUUCCCAGGCCCUGCUAGAGGAGAAAGAAGAGGUGAAGAGAAGACUGGAGGAGGCCACAGCCAGAAUUAUCCAGUUGGAGGAGGAUCUGAUUGGAGUCACACAGAAGGGCCUUCAAAAGGAAACCGAGCUGGACAGUCUCAAGGACAGAGUGAAGAAACUUACAGCAGAGAAGGAGGCUCUUGAAUCUCAUCUCAAGAAUGAGAAAGAUGAGAAGGAACUGUACAAGAUUCACCUGAAAAACCGGGAGCUGGAAAACACUAAGUUGAGCGCGGAGCUGCAGAUGCUGAAGUCUGUGGAUGUGAACAAGGAAAACACAAUUGCCCAGUUUAAGGAGGAGGUGGGACGCCUGCAAGCAUGCCUCACCGAGAAGGAGAAACAGUACAGAGAGAUCCUGGCCAAAGUCUCCCCCUUGGGAGAUAUGAAAGCCCUGAAGGAGCAGCUACGGCAGAAGGAGGAGCAGCUCCAGGCCAACCAGCAGCAGUCCUCCUUGUUGGCGGCUGAGUUGAGGGACGCCUCAAGCGCACGCGACCGAACCAUGUCCGAACUGUACCACAUGAAGCUCGAGGCCGAUGCCCUUCGCCAGGCCAAGGCGGAGGCUCAGGCCCACUGCGCCCGCCUGGAGUGCCUGGUAGAGCAGAUGAAGGCAGACGCCAAGCAGGAAGCUGCCAAAGCAGUGGAAGAAGCUGCUGCCGACCCAGCUGUUGUAGCAGAGCUGCAGAGAGAGGUGGAGGACCUGAAGCUGCGGCUGCACAUGGCUGCAGAGCACUACAAGGAGAAAUACAAGGAAUGUCAGCGUCUGCAAAAACAAGUGCUUAAACUCUCGGAACAGCAAGGGGAUGUGAGGAGAAGCUCAGCACAAGAUGCUGCAGCAGUCCCUGCGUCAGUGAGUCCAGACACGUCUGUGCCAGGGAGUCCUGGUUCUGCUGAUCCCAUGUUGGAAGCCAUCAUCCAGGAGAAACUCAAAGGCAUCAGCCGAGAGGCGUCAGACAGGAAUGACAAGUACAGAAAAUGCAAGCAGAUGCUGAUGGAGGAGAAGGAGCGUAGCUGCAUGUUUGCUGAUGAGCUGGCCAAGAUGGAGGUGAAAUUUAAGGAGCAACUGAAGACUAACGAGAACCUGAAGCUGCAGCUUGCAGCAGAAGAAGAUCGUUAUAAGAGCCAGGUAGCUGAGAAAGGACGGGAAGUGAAGGAACUGAAGGACUCACUUGCGCUUGUUGUGAAGGAGAAGGAAAAACUGGAGGGGGUGCUCCAGAAGGGCAGCAGCAAGAAGGGAGAUCAGGGGGCCAGUGAGAAAACCAGUUUGGAGAACCUCCAGUCCAGUGUGCCUUUAUUCCUGCAGUACCCAGUCCCUUACACCCAGGAUGCCCCCACCCCUCUGCUGGUUUCUCAGAGCCCCAGCAAGCUACACUUUGGGAACCCUUACUCCAUCUCAGACUCAAAAGAUGAGGCAGACGAGGAGUUCUCAGAUGACCAGCCACUGAGGCUGCCCCCCGUUGGGCCGCCCUCCUGGGACAGCAAUGUGGUGUGUAUCCAACCCACCCGCAACCACAGUCGGCCAGAAGGCCACGAGGAGUCAGAGGAAAAGCAAAACAACAAUGGUAACACCAAUGAACAGCCCACAGCAACUGAAACUCAUAGCCCAUUUGUGAAUGAUGGACAAACUGCCUUCUGCUUUGAUCCCAGCAUGGACAUGAAACGGUGUCCGCUCUGCGAGGUCAUCUUCCCGCCCAACUACGACCAGAGCAAGUUUGAGGAGCACGUGGAGAGCCACUGGAAAAUCUGCCCCAUGUGCAGCGAGCAGUUCCCGCUGGACUGCGACCAGAAGGUCUUUGAGAAUCACGUGCUCACUCACUUCGACGGCCACCCGCUCAACUUCGACUAGAGAAACAGAAAAAAAAAAAAAAAUCAGCACAUCCAGUCUGCCAACUUCCCCGUCAGCCACUGAAAUCAGUCACUCUGCACUCUUUUCUGCAUGUAAUGGUGUGAAGAUCCUCUCUUUAGGACUAUACUGACUUUCGCUUUCUUACUUCAACUUAGAGAAACACUUUGAGGUGAUGUGACAUUUUAAAAACGACGUUCUAAUUCAGUGUAUAUCGCAGGGCUACUGAAUGUUUGCAAACCAAAAUGUUUUUUUUUUAUAGGUGAAAGAUUUCCCUUCAUUUGGAUUUGAAGAAUAAUUUAGGGGGAUAAGACUGUUGUACGAAUAUAUAUACUGACUUUUAAUUGACUCGGCUCUCACAGAUCUGUUAGACUACAGGAUGUAACGAAUCAGGGAAAGAGAUAAGUGUUUACCAAACUUACAUUAAAAACAUGCAAACAAAUGCUUCCCCCCCCCCUCCCCCUUCAACAUCACUGUACAAGUCAUUUGGUCAUUCUUUAUACAUAGAAAGCAGCCUUGGUGCACUAUAUGCAGUCAGGGAGAAAUCUUCAGUGAUUAUAUCCAUACAUGAUUAUACAGUAUAUCAUCAGAUCAUCUAUUUUAGAAUAAUUAAAGCCAAUGAUAUUGUGACAGCCUUGAUACUUUGUGUAUGAUAUAGAUUUGUUUUUUUUUUCUCGUUAGGUUUCCUUUUUGUUUCGAUUCUAAUUAUUUAAUUGUGUCUGAAUCCUUAUUAAACUUUUCAUAUCAUUAGCUAAUCAGUGCAUGCUGAGCUUCUGUUCAAUUCCCCCGCCCCCAUUUUGUUCUCCUCUUUUAACGUAUUAAGUUAUUUUACUCAUAGAAAUGUUUCAUUAGUUCGGUGAGUUUCAUGUAUCUAAAAUGAACGAAUAAAGUCUGUUUGAAACUGAA
Messenger RNA from Stegastes partitus (bicolor damselfish), 3543 nucleotides. RefSeq names its product Tax1 (human T-cell leukemia virus type I) binding protein 1b (gene tax1bp1b). The transcript is spliced from 18 exons. Bases 118 to 2640 code for a protein of 840 amino acids. The record is from RefSeq and is a predicted model, not a curated record. NCBI's taxonomy places the organism in Eukaryota, Metazoa, Chordata, Actinopteri, Pomacentridae.